UGCACUUCCGGUUUUCGGCCACAGCAAGGUCGUCCAAAAUGAUGUCUUUGGUAGCAACAAAAAGUGGUGUAAUACCAAAAUCACUUCUGAAGGCACUGACUCCAAGAUUACUAUGUGCAUCUCAAGUCCAAGUGUCCCAGGUUCAAGUUGCUCACAAGUCUGAUUUUGUGGAGAUGGUUGACAACUGGAAAAAGGCCAGAGAUCUCUUCUAUGGUCCUGAAAGAGACAUGAAAAACUUCCCCACAAUAAAACAACAAGCAGACUCUCCGAAACUUCGACAUGAUUUUCUACCUGAUGCUUGGUUUCAAUAUCUGUAUCCUAAAACAGGAGCCUCCGGUCCUUAUUUUUUGAUUACUGGGUUUUUGGGUUUCAUGUGCUCAAAAGAAUAUUUUGUUUAUGAUGAAGCUUUUCAAGGAGCCCUUGUCAGUCUUGCACUAUAUGUCAUAUUUAAAUCAAAAUAUGAAAAAAAAGUGGUGGAAAGAUAUAACGAAUAUACCAAGGGAUUAAAUGAAGCCAGAUUCAUUACUCCUCUACAAGAAUUAAAGGACCAUUGUAAUCAAGACAUGAAGAAUGCACAGAAAGAGUCCUGGCAUGCUGAGGGCGAGACUUAUAUGUUCGAAGCUAAAAAGGAAAAUGUUGGUUUACAGUUAGAGGCUGAAUACCGACAAAGACUUCAAAACAUACAUCAAGCUGUUAAAAAUCGACUGGACUAUCAAGUAGAUGUUGUAAAUACCAGGAAACAUUUUGAACAAGAACAUAUGGUGAGAUGGAUAUUGGAUGGUGUAUUAAAGGGAAUUACGCCCCAGCAGGAGAAAGAGAGUAUAAAUGCCUGUUUACAGACCUUGAAAGGACUAGCUGCUACUGCUAAAUAGAUUAUACCUGAUUUAAACAUCAUAUUUCUGGAUUUGUUAUUUAUGUAAACAUGGAAAAUUGUAGAUUAAAAAAUUAUUCCAUCUAUGUUUUGUAUUUGAGAAUCCAAUAUGUGCUGAUAUAGAUUGUGGUACUUUUAGUGUAGUUUGCAAAGAGAAUUCGCAUGUUCAAUAAUAUAUAUUCUGAAACUUGGUUAAAAUGAGUCUCUGUUCAUCAGCAGACUUACCUGGUGUCAUAACUAUACAACAAUAUAAUCCAAUAAAUCCAUAAAACUAAGUAAUAAUUCAUUAAACUAGGUAAUUUUGAAACAUGCUCAGAAAUGUUUUUCAAUAAUAAUUUAGUUUAAUGGAUAUAUCAGCUUAUAAUAGAGAUUCUUUUCUUUAGUCAUGACACCUGGUAAGUCCAACUGAUGAAUAUAUACACUUGUUGAUCAAUUUGAAGACCUUAAAUUUAAUGUUCAUUUAACAGUCUUCCAUUCUGCAACACGUUUAUAAUUU
This is a messenger RNA of Lottia gigantea (owl limpet), 1367 nucleotides long. RefSeq lists its product as hypothetical. NCBI's taxonomy places the organism in Eukaryota, Metazoa, Mollusca, Gastropoda, Lottiidae. The transcript has 8 exons. The record is from RefSeq and is a predicted model, not a curated record. Gene Ontology annotation, biological process: proton motive force-driven ATP synthesis. Bases 39 to 872 code for a protein of 277 amino acids. Gene Ontology annotation, molecular function: proton transmembrane transporter activity.